GUCGUUUGAAGAAUACAGAGUUUUGUACCGCUCCAAGGGGCCGCGAGGGCUGUGAGCGAAGAGUGGCUCUACAGCGGGGUUUUUACUGUCUGCGCUUCUAGGGGACAGCUCUACCUGAAAGUAAUCGUCGCCCUCCCGUGACUGUGCAGUGUUUCGACCAAUCACAGUUGGAGAUAACACCGACUUGAGACUUGGCUUGAGAACACGUUCAGUGGAGCACAAGCGAAACGGCCAUACGGUACUGGAGCUACACACGGCUAUAUUAUAAUACACCCACAAGGUCAAAAAGUUCACGAACGUUCACGUGCUGUACCAACUUGGCUUGAUACAGUCACCACAAUGCGUGCUUUAGGACUCUCUUCGGCAUACCGGACGCUUUUGACAUGUUCGCCGCACCCGUCUGGCAAACGCUUCAACUCAAGCAGUGGUCAGAAACCCGUUUCUCAUGCGCAGGUUUACACGGAUCUGAUUCCGGGCAUGGUGCCCAUCGCACUGCUAGGGUCAGCUGUGUACUUGGGAUUGCGAUUAUGGCAAACUAGUUUGGCUCAGGAGAAGUACUUGGACGAGGCACGUUCGAGAGUAGCUGCAUUAGAGGCGGAACUCGAUAGCCUCCGGAAACAGCCCAAAAUCAUCGCUGAAGAUGGAGAUCCCAUUACACAGCCGGGGACGUCGAAACGCUUGUGGUUCUUUUAGGCCCAUUUCUUUUUUCAAACAGUGGGCGUACAACAUUCGAUCAACAAUCGACGUAUCCGCCGUUUCAGCGACCCGCGCUGCUCUGAUCAGUUUUGAUUGUAGACAUUCUAGGUGCGGCAAUGCGUAUCCGUAAUCCUGUCGGAUACUGCCUUCAUGAUGGAGAACGUGCCUACCACCGGCUUGCAAUGCAUAAAAUCUAGGUUCUAAUCAUUUAGAGCCAGGGCGGGAAGUUGAUAUUGGAGUGCAUAUGAGAAGUCUAUUUGAGCACAGGGGAAUCAGUAGGGUGUUCUAUAUACGCAAUAAUACUACCACAAAGUU
Molecule: messenger RNA, 1011 nt
Organism: Somion occarium
Lineage: Eukaryota; Fungi; Basidiomycota; Agaricomycetes; Polyporales; Cerrenaceae
Source: the annotation of a GenBank genome assembly